CUACCAGACACCGGUGAGUUAAUAAGCCUCAACGUGUGAGCUAUUGUAAGCCUCAGAAGGAUUUGGCUUUGUGAAAACACAUUUUUGCUUUGAACUAUCGUUGUUUUGAUGGUCAAGAAGCGGGUCUUGACUGUUGACUUAUUUUCCUGUGAAGAAAGGCUGCAUUGACAAGCAUCUGCCACACAUGCAUGAAAGUGUCCGCUGCUGGUGCUGCUGGUGCUGCUGGUGCUGCUGGGGCUGCUGGUGGACGACUUCGCAUUGUUUCUCGGCUUGUUACACAGCCCCGGGUCUCUCUUUACAGCAGAGUUCAGAAUUGCACUACAAUGUCUGCGGUGGCUUCUCUGCUGUGAGCACACAAAGGUUAUGCUGCCCAAAAGCUGUCUGAGUCCCAGUGAGAAAGAGAAGGGCUAAAGCCUCACCGAUCCAAAACAGCUUCCCAAAGCCUCUCCAGCAGCGAUUCCACUGUGGGGCCAUGAGCAACCCCAGCGCUCCCAACCAGAUAACGGAUGCCGUGGCAUCAGUUAUUCACAGUCCAGAGAAUCCUGCUGCUUCAUCACUACACGUGACUCCGCGCUCUGAUGAGGAGGAUGAAGGGGACUUGAACAAAGCCUUGGGGGUCCAGCGCUUCCAACAGAUCCUCAGCCCCGCUGCCGCUGUACCUGAUGACCAACACCACAACUACCAUGAGGAGGACAUUGAAUACAACCGUCACUCCUCUCACCACAUCCACCGACCUCUGUCCAAACUGCCCUCUGAGGGACGCAGGAAGAAAAGCAGCAAGAAAAGGAGAAAGGACAAAGAUCACAAAAGCAGCCAUGUUCCCAGCAGUGGCCCCAUAGAGGAGGGAGAGGAUGAAGAGGAAGAGGAGGAUGAGGGGAUGGUGACUUCUGCUCCAUCUGAGUCCGAGAAAGUCAAAGAUGUAGAGUUCUUCCUUUCAGACGAAGACCAUGUGGCCAAACGUGGCAAAGAGAGCCCUCACUUGGCCCGUAAGCUGGAAAUCGUGCCACAGUCUGCGGAGGGAGCAGCUGCUGAAGAUGCAACUUCAUCAGAUAAGCCAGCCUUAUUCGACACUUCCAGCCCCUCUACUCAGUCAGUGCCAGCUGAACACAUACCACUAGCCCGUGUGUCCUCUGCCAGCCGCAGCUACGACCUGCAAGAGCGCAGACGUACAGGCAACAUGACGGGUGCUGAGCAGGCCAAGUACCAGCGCAUCCCUACUGACGAGAGCGAGGCUCAGACGUUGGCCUCUGCUGACCUAGACGGCAUCAAGAGUCAUCGUUUUGAAGAUGUUCCCGGUGUGCGCAGACACCUGGUCAGAAAGAGCACCAAGGGACAAGUGGUGCACACGGGCAAGGACCACAAAGAGCCGACCACUCGCAGUCGUAAGCAGGACCGAACCCCUCAUGAGGUGUUUGUGGAGCUGAACGAGCUGACUAUGGACAAGAACCAGGAGAUGCAGUGGAAGGAGACAGCUCGAUGGAUCAAGUUUGAGGAGGACGUAGAGGAGGAAACUGACCGCUGGGGGAAGCCUCACGUAGCCUCGCUUUCUUUCCGCAGUUUGCUGGAACUCAGAAAGACCAUCUCACAUGGUGCAGUGCUGCUGGACCUGGACCAGAAGACCCUGCCUGGCAUCGCCCACCAGGUGGUGGAGCAGAUGAUCAUUUCUGACCAGAUCAAAGCUGAGGACCGAGCCAAUGUCCUAAGAGCCCUGCUGCUGAAACACAGUCACCCAAGCGACGAAAAGGAGCACAGUAGCCCUUUCCCCAGGAACAUAUCCGCGGCCAGCCUGGGCAGCCUGAUAACACAUCACAAUAGUGCCAAUCACACCCAUCAGCCAGAACCGUCUGUGACCGACCCACUCAUUGGCACCGUCUACGCCUCGGGGGACAUGGAAACAUGCAUCGAUAUGGAGACGAACGAUGUACAGCAGAAGGAGCCGACCUUGGUGUCCGGUAUGCAUCGGUCCAAAUCCAAACAUGAGCUAAAGCUGCUGGAGAAGAUUCCUGAAAAUGCUGAGGCCACUGUUGUCCUUGUGGGCAGUGUGCACUUCCUGGAGCAGCCCACCAUGGCAUUUGUGCGUCUGCAGGAGGCUGUGGAGCUGGAGUCUGUCCUCGAGGUCCCUGUUCCAGUCAGGUUUCUCUUCGUUCUGCUGGGACCCCCCACCACCAGCAUGGACUAUCACCAGAUAGGACGCUCCAUCUCCACACUUAUGUCUGACAAGCCAUUCCACGAGGCGGCUUACCUGGCAGACGACAGGCAGGACCUGCUGAACGCAAUCAACAGCUUCCUGGACUGCAGCAUCGUGCUGCCCCCUUCAGAGAUGGGAGGGGAUGAGCUGCUGCGCUCCGUCGCUCGCUUUCAGAGGGAGAUGCUGCGCAAGAGGGAGGAGCAGGGGGUCAAACUGGCAAAGGAGCCUAAAAGCCAUCAAGAAAAAGAGGCCCUCCUCACACCAUUGAAAAAGUCAGACGACCCUUUAAAGCGCACCCGACGCCCCUUCGGUGGUCUGAUACGAGACGUGCGGCGCCGUUACCCAAAGUACCUCAGUGACUUCAAGGACGCCCUGAACAGUCAGUGCAUGGCUGCCGUUAUCUUUAUCUACUUUGCAGCUCUCUCUCCAGCCAUAACAUUCGGAGGCCUACUGGGUGAGAAGACAGACGGUCUGAUUGGUGUUUCUGAGUUGAUUGUGUCGACAGCAGUGCAGGGUGUGAUCUUCUGCUUGCUUGGAGCGCAGCCGCUACUCAUUGUGGGCUUCUCUGGACCCCUGCUGGUCUUUGAAGAAGCCUUUUACAGUUUCUGCAAAGCAAACGAAAUGGAAUACCUGACGGGCCGGGUAUGGAUCGGGUUUUGGCUGGUCAUCAUCGUGGUUGUCAUGGUGGCCUUCGAGGGAAGCUUCCUGGUCCGCUUCGUGUCCCGCUUUACCCAGGAAAUCUUCUCCUUCCUCAUCUCCCUCAUCUUCAUCUGCGAGACCUUCAUCAAGCUCGGCAGGAUUUUCAAGGAGCACCCGCUGAAAAGUUGCCCCUUGAACAACGGCACAGAAGGGGACGCCUUGAAAGAAAAUAUCACACUUCUAAGCAACAGCACCCAGCCAGUGACGGUCCAAAACCAGCCCAACACUGCACUGCUCUCUCUGGUUCUCAUGGCCGGAACGUUUUUCAUUGCCUUCUACCUGCGCAAAUUCAAGAACAGUGCAUUCUUCCCUGGAAGGUUGCGCAGGAUUAUUGGAGAUUUUGGCGUCCCGAUUGCCAUCCUCAUUAUGGUCCUGGUGGAUUACAGUAUAAACGACACAUACACACAGAAACUGAGCGUUCCUCAUGGUUUCUCUGUGACGAGUCCCAAUAAACGUGGUUGGAUCAUCAGUCCUCUGGGUACCAACGGUCAAUUCCCCAUCUGGAUGAUGUUUGCCUGCUGUUUACCCGCUCUGCUGGUGUUCAUCCUCAUCUUCAUGGAGACUCAGAUCACCACCCUGAUAGUUAGUAAGAAGGAGCGGAUGCUGGUGAAGGGUUCUGGUUUCCAUCUGGACCUGCUGCUGAUCGUGGUGCUGGGCGGCAGCUUGGCUCUGUUUGGCCUUCCGUGGCUGGCCGCCGCGACAGUUCGCUCGGUGACCCACGUCAACGCCCUCACUGUCAUGAGUAAAGCUGUUGCCCCCGGAGACAAGCCUCGCAUCCAGGAGGUGAAGGAGCAGAGGGUCACUGGGCUCCUAGUGGCCGUCAUGGUUGGUAUGUCCAUUGUGAUUGGUGACCUGCUGCGUCAGAUCCCCCUGGCGGUGCUGUUUGGUAUCUUCCUCUACAUGGGUGUGAUGUCCCUUAAUGGUAUCCAGCUAACAGAGCGGAUGCUGCUGCUGCUCAUGCCACCAAAGUAUCACCCUGACCACACCUACGUACGCAAGGUUCGCACGCUGCGGAUGCAUCUGUUCACCUGCAUCCAGGUGGUGUGUUUGGCGGCUCUGUGGGCUGUAAUGUCGACACAAGCGUCACUGGCUUUCCCCUUCGUCCUCCUCCUCACCAUACCAGUCAAGAUGUUCCUGCUGCGCCGCAUCUUCACCACCAGAGAGAUGGCCUGUCUGGAUGCGGACGAAGCGGAGCCGAAGUUUGACGAACGUGAGUGUCACGAUGAGUACUCAGAGAUGCACAUGCCUGUGUAACUUGCAACAAGGCCUCAUAUCACCACUUAACUCCUCUUAUUGGACACCAAAAAUGUGUCAAUCACGCUACCAGCCAAUGAGAUCCAUAGUCCUUUAAACUUGAAACAAUCAUGAGUUGAUGCCAAAUCACUGUGCACCCCUCUUUAUUAUCACUGAGACAUGAACGUACAACAUGUUGAAGGUGUGAUUGGUUGUUACUUUGGUCCAACUUAACUAUUUAGGUAGCUUUUUAUCAGAUUGUUUGGGACUUUUUUUUGCCGGUUUACAUCACUAAAUAUUUUAAUCUAACUGAGGAAAUCAAAUAGUUAACAGAGUGUGUUCACUCAUGAUUUACUUUUUUAAAUAUAUAUUUCAGGGGACAGGAGAAUCCAAAUCAAUUGAUGUGAUCUCAAGCCCAAAUUAAAUGUGAUUACAGUAGAUAGAUUUGCAAGACUAAUUCAUUUUUAUCCCUGAAAGGUUGCUCUGAUUCACAUUGAAUAUGUGGAGGAAAUAUGGGGUACAUUCUUUUAUAUUAGCACGCUGAGUUACCGCUGUUCAAGUUGGUCACUUUUGUCAUUUAUAAACUCACCUAGAGCCUUAUAAAUUAAAAAGGUAUACCGAGUUUUUUUCCACAUUCUGUCUCAUUUUAGACAGCUGAUCACUUUAACUGCCUCCUGAAGCUCAUAGCACUUUUUUAAGACUGAACAAUGACUGUAUUUUAUGUACAUGUAAUCAUUUUAUGUUUUUAGAGUCCUUUUUAAUUCCCUUAAUAUCAAUAAUUUAAUUAAUUUUUAUUUUAGCUUGUCUUUUAACUCACCGGCCGUGGGAGCUCUAGCAGGACUGUAACGAUGGCAUAACAAAACAUAAAAAACUGUACUAGAAAUUAUAAUUUAUCUUUACACUAAUGGCGUGGCAUCAUGUUUCUAAUCAUAACAGAAAAUUAACACGGUGGCAUAAUAUAUACUCUUAAUCGUUGCCACGCACAUGUUUAGGGCAGAAUGUUAUCGUGUAGAGUUUGUAUCACUUGGUGUGUUUAUUGGAAUCCCAGUAAUUUAUUGGUUCCUCUGUCCAAGUGCCAAAUGUCUCGUAUUUAGUGAUCAGAAGAAUAAGCUGCAGUUCAGUCAUCUCACAUCUCCUAGCAAUGUUUCUUGAAGAAGUUUCAGCAUAAAUUGACAUUUCAUAGCCUAACAUUCCUUGUGUUAUCAUAAUUUAGCUUUUUGGGGGGGGGGACUAAUUUAAACAUUUCAUUCACGCUCAUGUUGUGAACUUGCCUGGUCGACCAAAUUUGUAUGGACAAUCUCAAUAUUCACGCAUUACUGAGAGUGACUGCUUUUGAAAAUAUACAUACAGUAUGUUGUUUUUGUUUUAUGUCAUGUUGGGUCGGUGUGACAUGGAUUGGUUAAAUCUUUGACCGUGUGAAUGAACUUAAAUUGUCAGUCCUCUGUUCCUCUCAAGUGUGUGUAUUUGAGACACUACUUCUCCCUCUGAACUUUCCCAGCCUGACUGUCAUUGUGAUCUUGUGCCUGUUUGGUGACAAAAUGGUGCACAACAUCUCAAGUGCCUGUGGGACCAUGAAGUGAUCCGCUACAACUCAGUUGUGUUUGUCAGGACAACACACGUGUUACAAUAGUUUGCACUUUUAAGACGCUCAUAAAUUAAACAUCUUUACGUUAUUUAUCUGUCGCAAAAUAUAAGGCAUUAUUGCUGUUUUUGAAGAUGUAUUAUUUGUCACAUCACAAAACCAUUUUUCUUUUUUUUUUUUUAUAUAAAUGUACACACACACAUUUGGCUGCAUCAUGGCCAUGCACAUUGAAGGAAGUCGGCAGUGUCAGUUUUAUGUUUGUGCCUGUGGAUGAAGUGAAGCUGGUCUGUGUCUGUCAACGUUGUAAAAUGCGGAUUCAAUACGUCGUUUCAUUUCAAAAGCAAUACAAAGUCCGAGAGGCUAUUGCUGAUGUUCCCUUGUACAUUAAAGGUUGAAAUAUUGAUGACAAAUAAAAGUUAUUUUCUAUUUA
Molecule: messenger RNA, 6132 nt
Organism: Etheostoma spectabile (orangethroat darter)
Lineage: Eukaryota; Metazoa; Chordata; Actinopteri; Perciformes; Percidae
Gene: slc4a2b
Product: solute carrier family 4 member 2b
Exons: 24
Coding region: 473-4141 (1222 amino acids)
Biological process (GO): transmembrane transport; monoatomic anion transport; regulation of intracellular pH
Cellular component (GO): basolateral plasma membrane; apical plasma membrane; plasma membrane
Molecular function (GO): solute:inorganic anion antiporter activity; monoatomic anion transmembrane transporter activity
Source: RefSeq, a predicted model, not a curated record